This is a messenger RNA of Hymenoscyphus albidus, 210 nucleotides long. Lineage: Eukaryota; Fungi; Ascomycota; Leotiomycetes; Helotiales; Helotiaceae. The record is from the annotation of a GenBank genome assembly.
AUGUCGACUUCUCACGGCCGUCUCUGUCGAACAUGUCGAAACCUGAAUCUCAGAAUCGAUUCCUUUAUACAAACCGGUUGGCGCUAUCAAACAUCUCCUGAAUACGAACUUAACCACUUGGGCCUCCCAACAUCUUAUGCUCCAGACGAGCGCCUCGAAGACGAUAGAGACUAUACUGAUGAGAACUUGGCAAACUUGGCAAGAAACUGA